This is a messenger RNA of Galleria mellonella (greater wax moth), 1138 nucleotides long. RefSeq lists its product as uncharacterized. Lineage: Eukaryota; Metazoa; Arthropoda; Insecta; Lepidoptera; Pyralidae. The transcript is spliced from 2 exons. The record is from RefSeq and is a predicted model, not a curated record. Bases 138 to 470 code for a protein of 110 amino acids.
ACAAUCUUUUAUUCUUACCUACAUGUAUUAGUCGUAAAAUAUGUUAUUGAGAAACAUAUUUACAACGUGGUAAUAAUUUUGAAUUAUUCUAGGUUUUGAUUUCCAUUUACUCCUGUGUCGUUACGAUUUACGUGAAAAUGUAUGCACAUAACUUAUUAGCUACUGUGGUGGUUGUUUUAAUCUGUGUUUCGCUUAAUGCAAAGGGAGAGAACUGUAUACGUGAUGACCGCGGCCUCUGUAUCGCCGAUUGUCCACCAGGGACUUACUCCUACAAUCCCAGCUGCACCGAGCAAGCCAUGUCACAGCGAACUUGCCGCAAACCUCAAGCAAGAGCUAUUGGCGUUUUUUGUGAUUACUCUAGAUGCGAUUGUGCCGAGCCAAAAGUUUGGGAUGAAGCCGCUAAGAAAUGUGUUUUGAUACAAAAUUGUUCUGAUCAGUCGAAAAUAACUGACAACGGUGAUAGAGUGUAAAAACUAAAAUAACAUUUUGAGAAUAUUAUGUUAUUUAUUUUUAAUGUUAAAUUACUGUCAUUUGCCAAUUCUUAUUAUAAGUAACAUAUAUGGAUUAAUAUUAAUAACGUAUUAGCCAUUACUGUGAAUACAUUACAAUAUUUUGAUUUAGUUAUUAUUGUAAUUGGUAUUUAUUGAUGUUAAUAAUACGUUGGCUGUUAAUGUGUAUUAUAUAAAUUAUAGUACACGUUGAUAUUUACUUAAUUAAUAUUAAUACAUAAAUAUUAAUAAUAAUAAAAAAAUUCAUAGUAUAACAAAAAAAAAAAAAGAUUAUCUUAAUGUUUCGAAUGUGUACCAUAAUCUGUUUUGUUGAUCUAUUAAAUAUAUUUAAAUUUAAAAAUCAUCUUCAGUGUUAUUUGUAUCUGUAUUAAUAUCUAAAGAUUUUUAUGAAGAAAUUGAUAUAAACGUAAUAACUACUAUCUUAUACAAUAUAAAACAAAUAAUUGUAUAAAUUAUUUGAUUAUAAUAUUUGAGUUUAUUUAAUAUAGAUACGAUCUAUAUUAUUUAUUAGUUUUUACUAUAAUUAUUAAUUAAAUGAGUAAUAUAGAUAGGUACAAGUACGGAAUACAAACUGUAAAAUCACACCUUGAAGUUAAGGAUUUUAAUAAAACUUAUUUUUAUUAAUUUUA